CUCCCGCCGCCGCCGCCGCCGCCGCCAUGGCGCUCCGCCGGAUCAACCCGAGCAAGAAGCCCCUCCUCCAUCUCCCCCGCCCCUUCUCCUCGUCCUCCUCCUCCAACCCCCCCUUCCCUCCUCCUCCACCGCCGCACUCCGACGACCCCGACGCCUCCCACAGCGGUGAGCCCCCGCAGAGGCCCUCGCUCUUCAGCGACCUCCGCGAGCGCCUGCGGUCGUCCCCGGCGCCGCCCCCACCGCGGCGGAUCCCGACCACCCCGCCCCGUCCCGCCGUGCCCCUCAACGACAUCCGGCGCAGCCUCGAGACCUUCCGCGCCGAGUCCCGGAACCCCGGCGGCGCCGCGUCGACGCCGACGUCGCCCCUCUUCUCCAGCGGCGGCGGGGGCACCCCGUCGUUCCAGGACCUGCUCAGGAGCAGCGGCCCCCCGGCGGCCCGUCCCCCCAACGCCGACGGCGCCAAGCCGGUCGCCUUCGACUUCACCGCUCUCCGCGAGGGCCUCCGGAAGAUCGACCCGCGGCAGCAGCAGAAGCAGCCGCCCAAGGAGUUCCUCUCACCGACCUCAAAUGGCAUCUUCGCCAAGGAGAGAGCCGGGACAGAGGCGGACGAUCCGGACGCUGCCGUCAUGCUCUACAAGACCUACACCUACGAAGCCCUCGGGAAGGAGCUCCAGGAGCUGCGGCCGCCGGGCGCGGGGAAGGACGGCAAGGAGUGGUUCUCGCUCCAGGAGCUGCAAGGCCGGAUAGCCAAGCUGGCCGCCAAGGACAAGGACAUGCGGUUGGGUGGGCAGUUCGAUGCUUUGAAGCAGAGCAUGAGGAACAUCGUGAAAACCGAUAAGCAGAAGAAUAUCAGAAACAUGGGUGGAAUGUUUCCGAUUGCAAACCUUCCUGGGAACCCGAUACCGGAGUACCUGAGUCAACCACCCCAGGAGGAGUUGCUAGAGAGGUAUUUCCAUCCCGACCACAUGUCAGGCGAAGAGAAGAUGAAAUUGGAGCUUCAGAAGGUGAGGGACGAGUUCAAGAUGUCCGAGAACGACUGUGGUUCUGCAAGAGUCCAAAUAGCCCAACUGACACUAAAAAUCAAGCAUCUGUCAUCUGUUCUACACAAAAAGGACAAGCAUUCUAGGAAGGGUCUUCAGGAUAUGGUCCAGAGGAGGAAGAAAUAUCUCAAGUACCUACGGCGAACCGACUGGGACUCGUACUGCAUGGUCCUCUCCAAGCUGGGGCUCCGCGACAUACCUGAGUACAAAGCGCCUGACUACAAGAAGACCCAGCCUACGAAGGCCCAAUCUAAGAAGAGCAAGAGCAAGAGGAAGAGAAAGAUGAAGGCGUAGAGCCAGUGAGACAGAUUUGGCGAUUGAUUAGUUUUCCACACUUCUCUUUUGGCUGUCAAUUGCAUGGCAAUAGAAUCCAUCAGAUAGACGGACGUCUAGGCUCGAGAUUUCUCGAUCCGGUCUUUGCAGUGUUGUAAUUUUUUGAGUUAUUUUCUCCUGUAAUAACCAGUUGUUUGGAUAGCCGUAUGUUUCUUGUUCUGUAUGACAACUGACAACAACAGAUUGUUUAUUGCAAAGGUCUCAGCUCUCCCCCGCCCUGUUUGUUAUCAGGCUAAGGGAUUGAGGAACAAACGGGAUAAUUACCAGUUUUACUCAUCAUUUUUAUUAUAUGGUGCUUUGUUAGCUUGUU
Lolium rigidum is the source of this 1683-nucleotide messenger RNA. RefSeq lists its product as uncharacterized. Gene Ontology annotation, cellular component: ribosome. NCBI's taxonomy places the organism in Eukaryota, Viridiplantae, Streptophyta, Magnoliopsida, Poales, Poaceae. The transcript is spliced from 5 exons. Gene Ontology annotation, molecular function: structural constituent of ribosome. The record is from RefSeq and is a predicted model, not a curated record. Gene Ontology annotation, biological process: translation. The coding region runs from base 27 to 1334 and encodes 435 amino acids.